Molecule: messenger RNA, 993 nt
Organism: Onychomys torridus (southern grasshopper mouse)
Lineage: Eukaryota; Metazoa; Chordata; Mammalia; Rodentia; Cricetidae
Gene: Hesx1
Product: HESX homeobox 1
Exons: 4
Coding region: 342-893 (183 amino acids)
Biological process (GO): regulation of transcription by RNA polymerase II; pituitary gland development; forebrain development
Cellular component (GO): nucleus
Molecular function (GO): RNA polymerase II cis-regulatory region sequence-specific DNA binding; DNA-binding transcription repressor activity, RNA polymerase II-specific
Source: RefSeq, a predicted model, not a curated record
GAUCUCAAAUAAAAGAGGAGUGCUACCUUCGUGCAUCACUUCUUUCAACAAAGUUAAGCCUGGUUCUGCUGAAGAGAGAUAACACUUUUUGUCCCUGUAGGUGGCCCCCUGGUGUAGCCAUUAGUUGCUAAUUACUUGCAAACAAAUAAACAAUUAACUCCUUAAGCUGCUGGCUGGGCAAGUGUUCAUUGACUUGCUAAAACUUUCUAAAACAGGAUUUUAAUUAGUGACGUUCAAAACCCAGCCCCCUAGUCAACAAAGCUAUAAGGUGAACUACUGGGAGACGCCAGCCCUGCACACGUGGGGCAGGAGCCCUCCAGCGCUGUCUGACACAGAAGAGGAUGUCUCCCAGCCUUGGGGAAGGUGCUCAGCUCCCGAAAAACAAACCCUCAUCCUGCUCCUUCUCAAUUGAGAGCAUUUUAGGACUGGACCAGAAAAAAGAUUGUGGAUCGUCAACAAGACACCACAGACCGUGGGCAGACACCUGCAGCGACUCAGAAAAAAAUGGCAACUCAUUCCUACAUGCCCCAGAUCUUCCCAGGGAGAUUUCAUUUCCUUGUCCCAUGGAUCACCCAAUGCCAGAAGAAGGGGCUUCGAAAUGUGAAAAUUAUUUUUCAGCCUCAGAAACACUUUCUUUGAAAAGAGAGUUGAGCUGGUACAGAGGACGAAGACCAAGAACUGCUUUUACCCAAAAUCAGGUUGAAGUAUUGGAAAAUGUCUUCAGAGUGAACUGCUAUCCUGGCAUUGACAUCAGAGAAGACUUAGCUCAAAAACUGAAUCUAGAGGAAGACAGAAUCCAGAUUUGGUUCCAAAAUCGUCGGGCAAAGCUGAAAAGGGCCCGCAGAGAAUCACAGUUUCUAAUGGCAAAAAACCCUUCGACACAGAUCUUCUGAAAUAGUUUUUAAAAGUACACAUGCGAGAUUCUCUUCCAAUUGUGGAACACAAGGAAUCAAUGGAAAUCCCAAGUAUUUAAAAUGUUGCAAAUAAUUAUGA